Molecule: messenger RNA, 1119 nt
Organism: Chinchilla lanigera (long-tailed chinchilla)
Lineage: Eukaryota; Metazoa; Chordata; Mammalia; Rodentia; Chinchillidae
Exons: 4
Coding region: 201-872 (223 amino acids)
Source: RefSeq, a predicted model, not a curated record
UAUCCAAAUGACUUGAAGCAGUUGGUGGAAAGCACAUUAACAUCUAUUGACCCUGCAGAUUAAAGAAAAGAAAGAAAGAAAGAGAAUGUUGAGAAGAGUUGACACACCCCGUAAGGGCAUCCUUGUACUGGAUCUGCUUCUCUUGGGAGUAAACGCACGCUUGAGUUUAUGCCUGUGUGACUCCAGACACGGUGCCUGUGAUGCUUCCUAUCUCGAUGUCCCGCCCGAAGCCCUCGAGCUCCCAGGGAAUCCCGCGGGUGACAACAGCUGACUUGCUGUUGGAGGCGGGUCACUGCAGGUGGGACCUGGGAGGGAGCAUUUCGCUUCUCCCUGUGCUUCCUGGCUACCGCGAUGUGGGCAGUUUGUGUCCGCCGUGCCCCUGUGUCCUGUCUUUCCUGCUCUGGGAGCCAGCAGGCCGUGGAUUAGAAACAGGAGCCAAAGUGACACCAGGGCAGAGCUGGUCCGAACAGAACCUCGCGUGGGAUGCGGACGUUGGAAACGAAGGCACAGCCAUCACAGGAUACUGGACACAGGAUACUGGAUAUUGGAUACAGGAUACUAGUUAUCUAAAGCAAAACACCAGUGCCAGCCUUCCAGGACUAAAGCCCCGCAGUGAGUUUUCUCAGUCAUCUGCUGUCUGCACUGGAGGAGCUGUGAAAAUACCCUCCGAGAAGAGACCCAGGGCUUGGGUCCCCAGCGUGGAUCUCCUCCGCUUGCCCCUGUAUCUCGCCCUUCUGUCGCACUCCUGUUUAUCCCACCGUGGACCGGAAGUGCCCGGGGGCGCCACAGCGCUGUCCUCCCUGCACAGUGUGAGACCUUGGCGGGGACCAGAGGCAUUCAGCUCAUUUCUAAGAUGCACCCUGUGCUUGUAACCAGAGGGACUGCCCGGCACAAGCCCGUGUUUGGUUUUCUGCGGGUGUUUUCCUCUCUUGCUAUUCAAGCUGUUCCUGACGCCCUCUUCUCCCUCCCUAGGUUUUAUGAGAAUCUCCUUUCUGUUUAUGCUGAUGAACUCAGGAGCAGGCAAAUCCCCUCCACCACUUAGUCAUGGGGCCCGGAAGCACCCAGUGUCCUUGUAAGACCCUCCGCUUACUGUUAUUGGGAUAACUGUUAAUAACCACA